This is a messenger RNA of Dermacentor silvarum, 1822 nucleotides long. Its product is annotated as tigger transposable element-derived protein 6-like. The transcript has a single exon. Gene Ontology annotation, molecular function: DNA binding. The record is from RefSeq and is a predicted model, not a curated record. Gene Ontology annotation, cellular component: nucleus. Bases 12 to 1607 code for a protein of 531 amino acids. NCBI's taxonomy places the organism in Eukaryota, Metazoa, Arthropoda, Arachnida, Ixodida, Ixodidae.
GCAGUUCGAAGAUGGCGCCGACAAAGCGCAAGGCUGUGUCGCUUGACACGAAGAUGGAUAUUUUGCAGGAUUCUCGACGCGGCUUCAAGGUGAGCGCCCUCGUGAAGAAGUAUGAGCUCGCCCAGUCGACAAUAUCAACCAUUUUGAAAGCCGGAAGCACCGCGAUUGUGAAGGCAGGUGCUAUUAGCGGCCAUGCCGAUCAGCGGAAAAGGGUUAGAGACCCUUUGUACGCCGAUGUUGAAGAGGCGCUUUACCAGUGGUUCGUAACAACCCGCACGCAUAAUGUGCCGAUUAGUGGGCCAAUACUUGCCACCAAAGCAAAAAACUUCGCUUUUCUUCUGGGACGCCCAAAUUUUGAGCCUGGGGGAGGCUGGAUCCAGCGCUUUAAAGAGCGGCACAGAAUCGUUUACAAAAACGUGGUAGGGGAAGCGGCGUCUUUAGACACACAGGCAAAGCAGCAGUGGCUACAGACAAAGCUGCCUGGCGUGCUGGAGCGCUACGCCGAGAAAGACAUAUAUAAUUGCGAUGAAACUGCCCUGUUUUUUCAAAUGUUGCCGUCGAAGACUCACGCUCUAAAAGGAGAUCGAUGCCCCGGCGGGAAGCAUUCGAAACUUAGGGUGACCGUGCUGCUGUGCGUUAGCAUGGACGGGAGCCAUCGCCUCAAGCCUUUCGUGAUCGGGCGAUCAAAAAAGCCAACGUGCUUUAAGAAUCAGCACAUCCCGGUCCGCUAUCGCAAUAAUAAGAAGGCGUGGAUGACCCGCGACCUAUUCGAAGAAUGGCUCGUCGAGUUCGACAGUAUCGUUGAAGGCCAAGGAAGAAAAGUAGUGUUGCUACUGGACAACUGUAGCGCACACAGCGUUAGCCCGAAGCUAACAUCGGUCGAAUUGAUGUUUCUGCCUCCAAAUACUACGGCAGGCCUACAGCCGUUGGACGCUGGGGUGAUCGCCAACUUUAAAGCCCUGUAUCGGCGGCGCAUGCUGGAGUGGCUAAUCUUGGUAAUUGACCGCGCAGCUCUUGGCACGUCGGGUCACGCAGACGGGCCCCCUGACCUGAAGAUCAGCCUUUUGAAAGCCGUGCGCUUCGUUUAUGGUGCGUGGUGUGAAGUAAAGCGGUCAACUAUAUACAACUGCUUCAAAAAGGCGGGCUUUGUGCGUCAGGACGAACUUCCCCAACCCACUGAUAGUGAGACGAACACGGUGGAAGACGCGGAAAUAACCGAGCUCUGGGAGCUCGUUCCUACUGGUGACACAGGUGGUGCGUCGAUGGAGGACUUUUUGACUGCAGACAGUGCUGCCUCGUUCUGCGAUGAGAUCACCGACGAAGCGAUCGCCGAAGAUGUGCUGUCUCGACAGACGGCAAAGUUGUACGACGGUGGCGACGGAAGCAGUGACAGUGACAACGAGAUUGACAGUGGCUCCUUGACCCCGACCAUGUCUACGCAAAGUGCACUGUCGUCGAUCGACUCCUUAAUUGAUUUUAUGCAUGCUAAAGGAUUACCGCCAGUGUUCGCGCAGCAGCUGGAAUCCAUGCACACCGCGGUUGUCAAGCUGAAGCUGCCGCAAAAACAAGUGCGAAUUUCGGACUAUUUUGGCGCGCCUAACGCUUGACACGAUCAUUGGCUCUAUAAAUAGUUUGUUUUUCACAGCCUACUUUCUACAGCAUCUAUUCUUUAGAGCAAGCGGCGAAUUCGAGUCCGUAGCUGCAAAGGUACGUUCAGCGUUUUUUUUUUUUUUUUUUAAUAUAACGGCAGUCCAGAUAUAGCGAUCAUCGGUUAUAACGAUCAUAUUUUUUGGUUUUCUCGAUAUCGUUAUAAGUGGACUGC